AUGACCCAGACCUCGUCCGUGAAGCCCUCUCCAGAGUCGCUCACAUUGGAGCCACCGAACGGUCGCAUCGCUCAUACUCUUACCGCUUGUACAAGGUGUCGACAGCGAAAAUCAAGAUGUGAUCCAGGCAUUCCUCGAUGCGCUCCCUGUGAACGAAGCAAUGCCAAGUGUGUAUAUUAUGAUUCCACUCGAGAUACCACCAUCCCUCGAUCGUAUAUCGUAUCGCUUCAAAAGAAAGCACGAGAGCUGGAGAAGGAACUUGCUGCGGCUGAAAAACAUGUCCAACAUUCGGCCGAUGCCGAACUAAUGGUGCGCGGUGCUGGGCGCAUUCGAUUUCAUGAGAAUGAUGAACCCCGAUACCUAGGUCCUUCCAGUGGCAUUGCCAUGGCCCGGCUGGUCAUGGAAGUGGCCAAGCAGAACACCGAUUCAAAAAGCAUCAAGGAUGUAGUCCCCGAUUUGACCGUCCAAGAAAUCAAAGAGGCCUUCAUGAAGGAAGAUUCUAAACCGACUUCGAAAGUGUAUCCCAUGAUCAGCUCCAUUCCACAUUCCAAACUGCCGGGAAGGUCCCUGACGCUGAGGUUGAUUGGUCUUUUCAUUGUCAAAGCACAAACAAUGCUUCCGACGCUUCAUGAGCCCAGUUUCCGACGAGAAGCGGAUGAGGUAUUCCGUGGUUCAACUAACCCCUGUCACAAUUUCCAACUCCGAAUGGUGAUCGCCAUUAGUAUGCAAAAGUUGAGCCCAGAAUAUGCAGGUCUAGCAGACAGCUUCUAUCUUGCUGCAUUACCAUACCUGGAGCCGACUUUGAAGCAGAUGGAUAUCCGGGCCUUACAAUGUCUGGUAUUGAUUGCGCAGUAUUCCAUGUUGACCCCCACUCGGACAGCGGCAUACUGGGUUGUCGGGACGGCUGUGAAACUGCUUCAGGACCUGGGAUUGACCGAAGAAGCCACCAUCAGCACCUCUCCCUCGGGUGAGCCGCUCAAUCCGUUAGAGGUCGAUAUGCGGCGACGGAUGUUCUGGAUUGUCACUUCAAUGGAGUUUGGACUCGCCCAUUCAUUAGGACGUGCCAACUGCUACAGUAUUUCGCACGACAACAUCGAUGUGAAGUUUUUCUCGUUGGUGGAUGAUCGGUAUAUCACAGCCGAAGGCAUCACUCCUGGAGCGAAGCCAGUCUUAGCAAAAUGUAUUUCGGUCCAUUUUUUCAAAAUGCGACUACUACAAAUGGAAGGCCGGCGAACACUUUACUUAAAUCGAACGGAGACUCCAGCCAAUGACCAGGAUCCAUGGUUUUUUCAGAUGCAUGCCAAACUUGAUGCAUGGGUGGAGAAUGGCCCGAAGAAUGAUGACGGUAGCGGGCGUUUGAACGUAAAAUGGUUUCAAGGCAGAAAAAACACUAUAAUCAUUCUGAUGUAUCGACCAUCGCCGCAAAUUCCAGAGCCGUCCGCCAAUGCUGCCAAAAUAUGCUACGAAGCUGCAACGUAUAAUAUCGCCUUGCACAAAGAACAAAUGGUCAAUGGUUCGGUGGAUUUGACAUGGAUCUUCACGCAGUCCCUCUUCCAGGCCUUCAACACCAUCCUUUGGACCCUAUCCUACCCCGAAAUCCGAAAGGAGCACCCCAUUGAGGAAGUCCAAAGCUAUCUAGACAUGGCUCUCGAGGUCAUUGCAUACUCAGCGGAACGGUGGCCUGGCGUUCAGUCGGCACUGCUACUUUACAAGCGUUUGAUCUCAGCUAUUUUAAAAGCUUUCGCCACAGAGGACUCCUUUGUCGUACCAUCUCCAUCCAGUCACCCCACCCCAACAUCUUCCCUGGGCCUGACUCCUCCAGCUGCAUCGAGCCCAUCUAGCACGACAACGGCUGUCCACUACCCAACAGUUACGUCUUCAUUCAGCGAGACUGCAUCCAUUGGUACUCUAUCCAGAGGUCAUUCAGUUGAUCCUUCUGUCGCAUUCUCUCAAGCGACACCCCCGGGUUUCCCUCCCGAUUCCUUGAAACCGAGAGUACUUUCACCGGUCACCCCAGUGUUUAGCACGCAGCAACCAGUCAGCUGCGACCCAUCACCCGAGUACACAUCAGAGGAAUACUGUGCUCCAGACAGCCUCUAUCCCGAUCUAUCUAUUGACCCUAAUACACCCUACAACGCAAUACCCUCGGUGGUCCCAGGCCUCCAAGGCUGGGAUCCAAACUUCUCCCUUGCCUCCACAACUGCUAGUCACUUAGCAUAUGUUGAUGCCACUGUCGAUCCCAUGCAAUGGACCACUACGAUCGAAGAUCAGUAUUCCCAAUAUUUCAAUGAGCCAUUUCCAGUACCAGCGUGGCGAGGGCGCACUCUUAGUCGACAGGAUCAGUCUGAACUAAUGGAAUCAUUGGAAUAUGAUAUUCCCGAUGUCUCUGCCCAACUGGUUCAUCAGUCCCAUGCCUUUUACCAGUCCUGA
Penicillium taxi is the source of this 2430-nucleotide messenger RNA. RefSeq lists its product as uncharacterized. The record is from RefSeq and is a predicted model, not a curated record. Gene Ontology annotation, biological process: DNA-templated transcription; positive regulation of transcription by RNA polymerase II. Gene Ontology annotation, molecular function: zinc ion binding; DNA-binding transcription factor activity, RNA polymerase II-specific; oxidoreductase activity. Lineage: Eukaryota; Fungi; Ascomycota; Eurotiomycetes; Eurotiales; Aspergillaceae. The transcript has 4 exons. Bases 1 to 2430 code for a protein of 809 amino acids.